AAAAGAGGCCGCCCGGAGCUGAGAGGCCAGAGAGGGCAGCUCGCUCAGAGGAGGAGACAACCGAACCCGCACCAGCACGAAGGAGACGAGACUCCCGCCUGGAUCGCAGUCUGCACAGAUGGACGACAUGAAGAGUGCGAGGAAACAUGACACAGGGGAGGUCGGCAGUGAUUUAUCAGAGCAGAUUAAAGCAGCAACCAAAGACAACCACGUCAGAGCGGAGAACACGCAGCUGAUGCUGAGCUACCAGAAGGGUCAGAUCACUCUGCCACAGUACAAGGUGCUGCUGUGUUCCCUCUACGAGAUCUACAAGGCCCUCGAGGAGGAGCUGGACAGGAACUCCUCUCAUCCAGCUGUGGCCCCCAUUUACUUCCCUCAGGAACUCGCCCGUCUGGAGUCUCUGGAAAGAGAUCUGGAGCACUUCCUGGGCUCGGACUGGAGGAAGAGGGUGAUUGUCCCCGCAGCCACGCACACAUACAAACAGAGGCUGCGACAGAUAGGUGAGGAGAACCCGACGCUGCUGGUGGCCCACGCCUACACCCGGUACCUCGGGGACCUUUCGGGAGGUCAAGUGCUGGGGAAGAUUACCCAGAAGUCCCUCGGGCUGAGCGGCAAAGAGGGGCUGUCGUUUUUCUCCUUCCCCGGUGUGAGCAGCCCCCACCGCUUCAAGCAGCUGUACAGGGGCCGCAUGAACAGCAUCGAGCUGACGGAGGAGGAGAGGAGGGAGGUGCUGGAGGAGGCCGUGUCCGCAUUCGAGUUCAACAUCCAGGUUUUUGACGACUUGCAGAAAAUGCUCAGUGUCACAAUGGCGACGGCGGACCAAUCGAAGAGCAGCUUGCCAGCGGCCGGGCUCCUGUCUCCACAGAUCACACAGUUCACGAUGGGACUGUGUGUCGCGCUGGCCUCUGUCUUCAGCGCCACCAGCACGUUACUCAUCGUUCUGUACAACAAAUGAGACACGUGUGUCCAAGAUCUUUAUAAUCGAAUCACAACCGGAGUUUUUACAUGUAUUUUAUUAAAGAUUUACUAAGUGAAAA
Molecule: messenger RNA, 1037 nt
Organism: Paralichthys olivaceus (Japanese flounder)
Lineage: Eukaryota; Metazoa; Chordata; Actinopteri; Pleuronectiformes; Paralichthyidae
Gene: hmox1a
Product: heme oxygenase 1a
Biological process (GO): heme catabolic process; response to oxidative stress; heme oxidation
Molecular function (GO): heme binding; heme oxygenase (decyclizing) activity
Source: RefSeq, a predicted model, not a curated record